This is a messenger RNA of Physella acuta, 558 nucleotides long. Its product is annotated as putative methyltransferase DDB_G0268948. Gene Ontology annotation, molecular function: S-adenosylmethionine-dependent methyltransferase activity. NCBI's taxonomy places the organism in Eukaryota, Metazoa, Mollusca, Gastropoda, Physidae. The record is from RefSeq and is a predicted model, not a curated record.
AUGGCUACAGAACUUCACAAGGGAAAGAACUUCGCUAAUUUGUACGCAACCUACAGGCCGAGUUAUCCCCAGGAAAUCUACGAUCAAAUCAUGGCCUACCAUCUGGAAAAUUCACUCAACGGGAGACAACUCGCUGUUAAUGUUGGCUGUGGGACUGGUAUCAGUACAUUGCCCUUAGUGAAUUACUUCGAUAAAGUGAUAGGGACAGAUAUCAGCGAGGACAUGAUGGCGCAUGUCCCCAAGGACAUCCCAAAACUCGAAUGUCAUGUGUCAUUUGCAGAGGACCUCGAGUUUUUGGAGGAUCGGUCUGUGGAUCUUGUAACCAUAGCAACAGCCUUACACUGGGUUGAUGAAAAACGGUUUUUUAGUGAAGUGAGACGAAUUCUGAAGCCCGGUGGGACCUUAGCAGUUUAUGGACUUGGUAGCGAGGCCUUAGAGAACAACAAAGCCCAGUCUUACAUUUUACAGAUGCUAAAUCUGAAAAUUGUCUCGGAGUUCCAGAAGUUUGAGAUGUCGGAGAUUCCUUUCAAGAAUGUGAGAAGGUUGGUGACCAAGUAG